CCCCAUUUUCAAUCUAUUUAAACAUUUUUGUUUUUCUCUCACAAGAGAAAGAAUCAAAGAAAAAUCAAGAAUGUUGGCUAUAUUCAAGAACGGUUUGGUGAAUCCACCAAAAGAAUUGCACAGCCCAGCUUCAAUCCAGCUGGCUUCCGACAGGUUCAAAACUUGUGAGGAAACUCUCAAGGAAUUCUUGUCUGCAAAUCCAAACAAUGGCUUCUCUCUUGGAUUUGUUGACAAGGCUAUCUUGGCCUACGCCCCACCCACCUCUCAACCUAGGUUGUUCUGUGGUGUGGAUGACGUGUACUGCACAUUCUUGGGAAAUUUGAACAACCUGUGCAACCUCAACAAACAAUAUGGGCUGUCAAAGGGUGGGAAUGAGGCCAUGUUUGUGAUCGAAGCUUACCGGACACUUCGUGACCGGAGCCCGAUUCCGGCCCAUCAAGUGCUUAAAGAGCUCGACGGAGCUUUCGGGUUUGUGAUCUAUGAUCACAAGUAUGGGAUUGUCUUUGCUGCCCUUGGUGCUGAUAAAUCGGUGAAUUUGUUCUGGGGAGUGGCGGCAGAUGGCUCUGUUAUGAUAUCUGACAAUGUUGCCCUUGUUAAAGCAAGCUGUAGGAAAUCAUUUGCUCCAUUCCCACCUGGUUGUAUGUACCACAGUGAUAGAGGAUUAAUAAGCUUUGAGCAUCCAAUGCAUAAGAUGAAAGCAAUGCCAAGAAUUGAUAGUGAAGGGACAAUGUGUGGAGCAUAUUUUGCAGUUGAUGCUUAUUCUAAGACCAACAGCAUGCCUCGUGUCGGAAGUGCUGCUAACUGGGCAACUUGGGGAUGAAAUGCCGGCCUUCUUAGUGUCGUAACCGUUAACGAUCUUAUAAUUCGUUUUUCUGAUUUUCUUUUCUUUUUUUCUUUAAAUAAUUUGCUGAUAUGCCUCUGGUUGAUGAUUUGUUAUUGGCAUUGUUUUGGUUCGUUAGAUGUCGCCCCUCGGCUUGUAAAUUUUGAUAUUCGAGGGGGUUUGGAUUUUUUUUGUUUUUUUUUUUUGAAAUGGUUAGUUUCGAGGGUUCUUGUAAAUGUAACUGCAGUAUUACUGUGGCUACAUGUGAAUAUCAACUAAUCAGAAAUAUCUCCUUUGUAUUAGCAUUCAAGAUUUCUUUUUUACUUUGGG
Molecule: messenger RNA, 1150 nt
Organism: Erythranthe guttata (spotted monkey flower)
Lineage: Eukaryota; Viridiplantae; Streptophyta; Magnoliopsida; Lamiales; Phrymaceae
Product: stem-specific protein TSJT1
Source: RefSeq, a predicted model, not a curated record